UAAUUUACUAAUAGCAAAUAUUUCUGGUUUUUUUUUUGUUAAUUUGUGUAGAAUUUCAUUUUUUUGCAAUUUUCUUCCUGAUUUGAAAAUUUUUGUUUGUUUGUUUGUUUAAUAUACAGCGAAAAGAAAGAAAAACGAUGAAGAUUUCAAUAAAAAAUAGUCGAUUGGCUAUCAUUCGAUUAGCAUUAUUAUUUUGUUUUUUACAAUUAAUUUCAUCAACUAAAACUGAAACUAUACCACCACCACCAACAACAACAACAACAGAAGCAAGAAUAACCGAAUCAUUAAUACCAAAUACUAUUGAUAAAAUUAUUGUAAACAAUGAAAAUAAUUCAAUAUCAUCGAUCGCAAUGAAUUUAAUUCCGGAUAAUAAUAAUAAUAAUGAUCAAUAUUAUAAUCAUCAUCAUAAUUAUAAUGAUUUUUCAAAAAAUUAUUCAAAAUUACAUUCAUCCGAAAAUAUUAUUGAAAAUAUUAUAACUGAUGGUACAGAAUUAUUUGAUACAUCAACAAAUACAACAGCUGAAGUAAUUGUAAAAGCAACACCAUUAUUAAAAUUAAUACAUGAUUAUUUAUUGGUUAUAUUACUUAUAUCGGUAAUGUUUUCAAUGGGUUGUGGUGUAACAAUUUUUGAGGUAUGGAAUCAUCUAAGAAGACCAACAGCCGUUUUAGUUUGUAUUGCUGCACAAUUUUUUCUUGUACCAUUUAUCGGUUAUUUAAUUAUAACAUUAUUAGAAUUAGAAGUUUUACAUUCAACCGGAUUAUUAAUAUUGGCAUGUUGUCCAGGUAG
This is a messenger RNA of Dermatophagoides pteronyssinus (European house dust mite), 787 nucleotides long. RefSeq names its product sodium-dependent organic anion transporter-like. Gene Ontology annotation, cellular component: membrane. NCBI's taxonomy places the organism in Eukaryota, Metazoa, Arthropoda, Arachnida, Sarcoptiformes, Pyroglyphidae. Gene Ontology annotation, biological process: bile acid and bile salt transport. Gene Ontology annotation, molecular function: bile acid:sodium symporter activity. The record is from RefSeq and is a predicted model, not a curated record.